This is a messenger RNA of Penicillium nucicola, 1602 nucleotides long. RefSeq names its product Amino acid/polyamine transporter I. The record is from RefSeq and is a predicted model, not a curated record. Bases 1 to 1602 code for a protein of 533 amino acids. Lineage: Eukaryota; Fungi; Ascomycota; Eurotiomycetes; Eurotiales; Aspergillaceae. Gene Ontology annotation, biological process: transmembrane transport. Gene Ontology annotation, cellular component: membrane. The transcript has 4 exons. Gene Ontology annotation, molecular function: transmembrane transporter activity.
AUGUUUCCUCUGCAACCCCUCGAAGACGAACCUCCACGGGAACUUCCAGCCGACAGCGAAAACAAUAAGUCUGUACAUGAAGUAUACGAUCAAGCACUGGCAGAUCGUACCCUUGAAACCCUAGGAUACACUGCCGAGCUCCGCCGGAAUCGAUCUACCUGGAAUGUUGUUUUUAUGUGCUUCAUCCUAUCCUCUGUUCCCUACGGAGUUUCAACCACCUUCACGUACCCAUUGACCGGAGGAGGUACUGCUAAUGUGAUCUGGGGAUGGGUGGCUGUAUGUCUGAUUAUUCUCUGCGUAGCUGCUUCGCUGGCAGAGAUCACCUCGGUUUUUCCUACAGCCGGUGGUGUCUACUACCAGACAUUUGCCUUGUCACCUCCCUGGUGCCGGCAUAUAUUUGCCUGGAUCUGCGGCUGGGCUUACACAACUGGUCAAAUCAUGAUUACACUGUCAGUCAAUUUUUCAACCACACAGUUUUUCAUCGCAAGUCUCAAUGUCUUUGAGAAGUCCCCCGGAGUCGGCAUCACCGACCAUUUCGAAGCUUACCACGUGUUCCUAAUAUUUCUGGCGAUUACCCUUCUAUGCCAUGCAGUUCCGACGUUUGGCAAUAAAUGGCUGCCUUGGAUAGAGCAAUUCGCCAUUUUUCUAACUAUAGCCGGGGUCGUUUCAAUCAUCGUCUGCAUCCUGGUUCUUGCGAAGCAGGGCAGACACUCCGCCGACUGGGUUUUCACACAUUUCGAGCCGCUGAGCGGCUGGCCUGCGGGCUGGUCGUUUUGUGUCGGGCUCUUGCAAGCUUCGUGGGCAACCUCAGCCACGGGAAUGAUCAUCUCAAUGUGUGAGGAGGUGCGUGAGCCCGCUGUUCAAGUACCCAAGGCCAUGGUGGGGACCGUGGGGAUUAAUAUGAUAGUCGGUCUAGCACUUUUGAUUCCUUUUUGUUUCGUACUGCCGGAUCUAAGUGCCCUGAUCGCCUCAGGCCAGCCAGUCCCGCCGACUUUGAAAUCAGCCACUGGCAGUUCCAUCGGUGCCUUCUGCUUGCUUAUCCCAUUAUUGGUACUAGGCCUGAUCUGUGGUGUUGGCUGUGCAACAGCUACAUCUCGAUGCACUUGGGCAUUCGCACGCGACGGCGCAAUUCCUGGAUCUAAAUGGUUGAAGAUCGUCAACAACCGCUUAGAUAUCCCGCUCAAUGCCAUGAUGCUAGGCAUGAUAAUGGAAAUUCUAUUGGGAUUAGUUUACUUUGGAUCUAGCGCGGCAUUCAGUGCCUUCUCCGGUGUGGGUAUUAUACUACUGACUCUCAGCUAUGCCUGCCCUGUGGCCGUAUCGCUCAUCAUACGGCGCCGUCGAGAUAUCAAGCAUGGUAGUUUUCAUCUUGGUCAUCUGGGCACAUUCUGCAACAUUGUUACCGUUGCGUGGACCCUCUUGGCCAUUCCUUUAUUCUGCAUGCCGACUUACAAAAAUGUCACUGUCGGCACAAUGAAUUACGCAGCCGUUGUAUUCGUGGGCAUUGUGUUUAUCUCAGCACUAUGGUACUGGGUAUGGGGACAUGAAAACUUUGCUGGUCCGCCCACCGAUGGAGUGAAUCCUUAUGCCGAGGAUUCCGAAUGA